GACGAUGGUCGAUCUACAUUCUCAAAUGCUUGGAGAAAGAGGCUGAGCAAUGAAAUGAAUAGCAAGUAUUUUGUUGAACGAAAAAAACUGGGCAAACUAGUGACACCAAUAUCUUCGAAUAAAAAAAAGGAAACUUGCUGGUUGUCUUGGUGACGCACGCGUCUAAAACAAAACAAACGAGAAAUCACACAACUAAGAGGAAGCAAGAAGAUAACCAAAAUGGCGUUGAACUACAUUAAGGAAAGAGUGCUAGGACGUGGAUCUUUUGGAACUGUUUACUUGAUUAAGAUGAAGACGACGGACACGCACGGCUUCAGAGUGGAUGGCGCCCGUGACUUCAAAACAGAACAUGGAGCCGCAAGUUACGUGCUGAAAGAAAUCUGCAUUCGCGACGAAAAACAACGUGAGGCUGCCCGUCAAGAGGGCAGACUCUUGUCUCAGUUAAAUCACGUCAACAUCAUUCGUUAUUUUGACUCUUUCGAAUCGCCCAUCACGGGCAAUUUGUGCCUCGUGAUGGAAUAUUGUCCCGGUGGCGAUGUUGCAGCUGUCAUUCGCCAACGACGAGGUGUUCCGUUCCCCGAACAACAAAUUCUUAGUUGGUUUCAGCAACUCGUUUCAGCUUUAGAUUACCUUCACAAGCGAAAAAUUCUGCACAGGGACAUAAAAACGGGCAACAUAUUCGUCACGGCCAAUCUUUUGGUGCUCAAACUUGGCGAUUUUGGUGUGGCCAAAGUGCUAGAACGAACGGGACAAAUGGCUCGAACGUGCGUCGGGACGCCCGGAUACUUGUCGCCCGAGAUUUGCGGCAAUCGCCAAUACAACAGCAAGAGCGAUAUCUGGAGUUUGGGAUGCGUCCUGUAUCAGUUAAUGACGUUGCGGCCACCUUUCACGGGACGUAACAUGAAUCAGCUGUUGAUUGCCAUAGUACGGGGUCACUUCCCUCCAAUGCCGGCUCGUUACAGCUACGAGCUACGUCAAACUGUAGCGACCAUGUUGAGAAAGAAUCCCGAGGAACGGCCGUCAGCUGAAGCACUUCUCCGGAAACGCCUGUUUUCAAGCAAACAAGCACAUCAAUCGUCGACAAAACGAAAAGUCAGCUCCUCUCCGUCGAACCGCAAAGGUUUACUUUCUGUCUAUGCCAACCCAUUACUGUCACGACCUGCCAAAUCAACAUUUGUCAAGGGCAAGAACCAAACAGUCAAGACCAAAAAGGAUCCUCGAAGACGGUGGAAUCCUCCAACGCAAACGUUAAUCGGGGCCCUCAGUUCACUUACCGUGACAGAUGAGGCAACCUUCAUCCUAAAUGACUCUUCACGAUGGUCCCUCGACCAUCUAUCCGAGAACACUUACGAAGAAUCCGAUGAGUCACAGCGUUCCGUCGAUUCUGAUAUUGUUGGCAAUCAACAGACUACCAUAAUGAGGGAAACUGACGAAAGUCCAUUUCACCGACUGGAACGAUGGAUCGUCUCUCUGGAAGCAGUGCAUGGGGUCGCGUUACUCAAGGAUGUUAGUAGCCGCCUGGCAAAUGCAGCAGUGACAGCGGUGGAAGACGUCGUACGAGAUCGCCUAUUUAACAAAGUUUCUUCGUCUUCCGUCAACGAGCUAGUGGAUUUCUUCGUUUUCCAGCGCCGACUUUACCUCAACGACCACAGCUUUUAG
Molecule: messenger RNA, 1659 nt
Organism: Daphnia carinata
Lineage: Eukaryota; Metazoa; Arthropoda; Branchiopoda; Diplostraca; Daphniidae
Product: serine/threonine-protein kinase Nek5-like
Exons: 2
Coding region: 220-1659 (479 amino acids)
Biological process (GO): protein phosphorylation
Molecular function (GO): ATP binding; protein kinase activity
Source: RefSeq, a predicted model, not a curated record